AUGAGUGAUUUAGAUUAAUGGAUUGCUAAAUUAAAGAAUUGCCAAUUUCUAACCGAGUAGGAAGUGAUUUCGUUGUGUACUAAAGCAAAAGAAAUUCUCAUCUCAGAAAGCAACGUCGAAAUUGUUCACACUCCAGUCACUGUUUGUGGCGAUAUUCACGGAUAAUUUCAUGAUCUGAUUGAGUUAUUUAAAGUGGGAGGAGAUUGUCCUGACACUAAUUAUCUUUUUUUGGGGGAUUUGGUUGACCGCGGAUUCAAUAGUGUAGAAACCUUUCUUUUAUUAUUGGCAUUCAAAGUUCGUUUUCCAGAUAGAAUCACCAUAAUAAGAGGAAAUCAUGAGUCAAGAUAAACAACCUAAGUUUAUGGAUUCUAUGAUGAAUGCCAACGUAAAUAUGGUUCUGCAAAUAUUUGGAGGCAUUGCACAGAUGUUUUUGAUUAUCUGACGAUUAGUGCAGUCAUAGAAAAUAGAGUAUUUUGUGUACAUGGAGGAUUAUCUCCAAAUAUAGUUGAAAUUGAUGAUGUCAAAUCUUUGGAUAGAAAGUAAGAAGUUCCUCAUGAAGGAGCAAUGUGCGAUCUUUUAUGGAGUGAUCCUGAAGACAUCAUUGGCUGGGGAGUGUCCCCCAGAGGAGCUGGAUAUAUAUUUGGAGGAGAUAUUACUAAAGAAUUCAAUAGGACUAAUAAUUACGAUUUUAUAUGUCGCGCUCAUUAACUUGUAUUAGAAGGAUAUAAAACAAUGUUUGAUGAUUAACUGAUAACAGUCUGGAGUGCUCCAAAUUACUGUUAUCGCGUAGGAAAUUAAGCUUCAAUAUUGGAGUUAGAUGAUAAUCUAGAAAAAAAAUUCAAAAUUUUCUUAGCAGCUAAUGUGGAAUAACGAGGAUUGAUUGGAAGACAUCCUGUACCUGAUUAUUUUCUGUGA
Molecule: messenger RNA, 915 nt
Organism: Paramecium tetraurelia
Lineage: Eukaryota; Ciliophora; Oligohymenophorea; Peniculida; Parameciidae
Exons: 4
Biological process (GO): double-strand break repair via homologous recombination; peptidyl-serine dephosphorylation
Cellular component (GO): cytoplasm; nucleus
Molecular function (GO): protein serine/threonine phosphatase activity
Source: RefSeq, a predicted model, not a curated record